AUGGAACCUUCGGACUUUAAAGCUAAUUUCACCGCGGGGUCCGCUUAUCCCUUGUGUACGAAAUGGAGAGACAGCUCCGAGAAUUCAGUGUACCAACUCGCCAAUAUCUUCCUCUGCCUCGGGUUCAUGGGUGGCAGCGGUAUUUACGGAGUCUUGUACGUGUUUACCUUCCUAACUUUGGGCUUCUUCUGCGCCUCUCUCUGGGCUUGGACGGACUCGUGCACCACGGACACGUUUCUAUGGUGUUUUGCACUUUUCGCCGUGUGUUUGGGUCAAGUUGUCUAUGCUGCCUACAGAAUCAGAAGAGUCUCGUUUCAAAGAGACUUCCAGGAACUUUAUAAUUGUGUAUUUAAAAGGAUGGGAGUUUCACUGCCACAAUUUGGCAAAAUUGUCACUUGCUGCGACGGCGUUAUCCACAGCAUAAAGAAGGACCACUGCUUUGCAGUUGAAGGGAAGACCGCCAUCGAUAAACUGUCGAUGCUCAUGACCGGCAGGAUCCGAGUGACUGUUAACGGUGAGUUCCUGCACUUCAUCUACCCAUUUCAGUUUCUGGAUUCACCAGAAUGGGACUCCCUAAGGCCAUCAGAGGAAGGUGUAUUCCAGGUCACACUAUCAGCUGAUUACCCAUGUACAUAUAUAGGGUGGAGGAGGAAGAGCCUCUAUCUUCUUUUUGCUAAACACCGCUACAUAGCCAGGAUCUUUGCCUUGGUUGUGAGGAAUGACAUUGCAGAAAAGUUGUACUCUCUUUACGACAAAGCAUUCAACUGCUGUGGGCAUCGUUAUGAUCUCCGCUUACCGAGUUACUGUCACAUGCCAGGGACGGAAUUAGAAAAAGCAGAUGUCCAUUUGAAAGUCCCUGUGCUGGGUGAAGUUUCAACCUGA
Molecule: messenger RNA, 882 nt
Organism: Nerophis lumbriciformis (worm pipefish)
Lineage: Eukaryota; Metazoa; Chordata; Actinopteri; Syngnathiformes; Syngnathidae
Source: RefSeq, a predicted model, not a curated record